Betta splendens (Siamese fighting fish) is the source of this 3108-nucleotide messenger RNA. It is a transcript of the gene arfgap2, whose product is annotated as ADP-ribosylation factor GTPase activating protein 2. Gene Ontology annotation, biological process: COPI coating of Golgi vesicle. The transcript is spliced from 17 exons. The record is from RefSeq and is a predicted model, not a curated record. Gene Ontology annotation, molecular function: GTPase activator activity. NCBI's taxonomy places the organism in Eukaryota, Metazoa, Chordata, Actinopteri, Anabantiformes, Osphronemidae. The coding region runs from base 83 to 1732 and encodes 549 amino acids.
UAACAAAAAUCGCUUUCACUAGAUUUGGGGCACCUGGCGAUCCGUAGUGACGUCAUCUUCUGGCUAUAGUCAGUGGGUUAAGAUGGCUACGGAACCAAAUAAGACUGAAAUCCUCACAAUUUUUAAAAGAUUACGCUCUAUUCCUACCAACAAGGUAUGCUUUGACUGUGCCGCAAAAAAUCCCAGCUGGGCAAGUAUUUCAUAUGGCGUGUUCUUGUGCAUCGACUGCUCUGGAAUCCACCGCUCUCUGGGAGUACACCUCAGCUUCAUUAGAUCUACGGAGUUAGACUCCAACUGGAACUGGUUUCAGCUCAGAUGUAUGCAAGUUGGAGGCAAUGCCAAUGCAACGGCUUUUUUCCGCCAACAUGGCUGCUCCACUAAUGACACCAAUGCUAAGUAUAAUAGCCGCGCAGCCCAGAUGUACAGGGAGAAGAUUCGGCAGCAAGCAAACGUUGCAUUGUCUAAAUAUGGCACCGAUCUAUGGAUCGACUCUUCUGCAGGAAGCACCCCCUCAGUUUCUGAGAAGAAAGACGCAGACUUUUUUGCUGAGCAUACACUGCUUGCUAACGAGUGGAGCGUGGUGUUGCCUUCUGAGCCACAACAGAAUGGAGCCACUGUCACACCACAGCUGACGGAUGUAACUCCCAAAAUCCAGGAUGACAGCCAGCCAGAGGACGGACCCAGCAUCGAUGGUCUUAGCACAUCACCCAAAGCCUCCAUUGAGGACUCCAUGCGUUUAUCAUCACAGGAGGGACAGACCCCCAGAGAUGUGAAAUCUUCUAUCAUUGGAAAAAAGAAGCCCAUGGCUGCAAAAAAAGGGCUUGGAGCAAAGAAAGGUCUUGGUGCCCAGAAGGUGAGCAGCAAAAGUUUCUCUGAGGUGGAGAAACAGGCGCAAGUGGCUGAGAAGCAAAGAGAGGAGCAGGUUGCUGAGGCAAAGAAACACGCUGAAGAGUCUAUUGUUGCCUCUAUGCGUUUAGCUUACAAAGAACUGGAGAUUGACAGGAAGUUGGAAGAAAAGAAACUAAAGAACCUGGAGGGCAAGAAGAGAGAGCAGGCUGAGAGGUUGGGCAUGGGCUUUGGAAACAGGAGUACCAUUUCUCACUCGGUGAUGUCAGAGAUGCAGCUGAUCGAGCAGGAAAGCCCUGUGGGAGCAAAGUCCUCGAAUCGCUCUAAACUAGACAUGUUUGAUGAGCCAGGUUUCACCUCUGGACCUCCAAAGUACAAGGACAACCCGUUUACAGUGGGAGACAGCUUUGGGUCUCGGUGGGAUACUGAUGGAGGAACUGCCUCCUUUACUGCUUCCUGGACUCUGGAGAAAGAGGACCCCAAAGAGGAGAUCACCAUCUCUAGUAUUCAGCCAACUGGAGAGAGGAUCCCCAGCAGACGAAAAGCUGAGGCAUCAACUCCAGCAUCUGAGUCCAGUGAGGCCAGGCAGAAAUUCGCUAAUGCAAAGGCGAUCUCCUCUGACAUGUUCUUUGGUCGGGAGAGCAGCGCAGAGUAUGAAGCCAAGACGAGACUGGAGAGCAUGUCUGGAAGCACCUCCAUCAGCUCAGCCGAUCUGUUUGGAGACGGCAGUGACCACAAAGGGAGGCCAUCAGGCUUUGACAGUGUGCUCCCCUCUGGCCCAGACAUCGCACAGUUCAAGCAGGGAGUGAAGACUGUAGCAGGCAAGAUGGCUGUCCUCGCUAAUGGCGUCAUGAAUACGAUCCAGGACCGCUACGGCUCGUACUGAGCAGCCUGAAGAGACUAGGACUAGCCCAUGGGAUGACUUUGUAACUAACGCCUGUGUAGAGUCAACCAACGUCCUGACUGACACAUGCAUCUGAUGAGAAGGGACAAGGAAAAGACAGGAGGCAGAAGGCUUGCAUGAGGAUGUCCCUCUCACACACCCCUCCUUUUGGAGACAGUUUUACAGGAGUGAAAUGUUUUUCUCUUCUCAUUAGCAGACUCUUGAGUUUUAUUUUCCUAAAACAAACCAUCUUUUUUUAAAUCAAGAGUUGUCUUGUAAUUACUGUCAAGAAUUCUUUGGUCUUAGAUUUUCAAAGUGAUGUCAGAGUUAAUUAUAUUACUAUAUUUUAUUCCUUAUACAUAAGUCAAAAUGUUGCUUUUUAGUUAUAACUUCUUGCUUUUUGUUCUGUUUUUGGGGCAAUAUUAAAAAAAGGUGCAGUAAAUAUAUUUUCAACUUUUACCGUUAAUUUGAACAAGAAUCCUCAAUGGUUUGCAUUCAGUGUUUGAUUUACUGCCGCUCACUUACAGUUGAAUUUUUUCCAUACACAGAAAACUAUCUUGACAAUUUGUGAGUUUGGAUUUGUGCACAUCUGUCUGGAUGAAAGUGUAUAAAAGAAAUUAUGGUGCAUCAAGUAUUUUAUGUCCAAGCUGCUAUGUUUUGAGUCUUGGAGCAAACACAGGGAACACAAUUGUCUCAGUGUCACAAAAGUGAGAAUAAAGCCCAUCAAACUCACUGUAGUUGUACAUAAUAAGAUGCUAUACAAGCAAAAAGAAUCAUUGAAAGUAGCCAGUCUUAACACACAUGUUAAAUCCCAACUCAUCAAAGUGACAUGCUGCUGUUAAGUCUUUGUGGAAGUCUGACUAUUGUUUCUGCUGGUUGAAUGUGGAGUCUGCCUGAAAACACAAGUUUUGUUGGUGCUGCAUCUUUCCCACCCAGUAGUUUCACCUUUCUGUCUUCAGUUUACAUAUAAAUUUAGCUUCACAUACUUGGAACACUUCAUAACAGUUGUGCCACUAGCUUGCGAUGACUCAAGGACUUUUCAGUAUUCCCCCAACAGCAUUUACCUGCAAAAUUCCAGCGAAGGCAACAUGCUAAAUGUGAUGGAAACAUGAGUACUGUGGUGUGACUGCUCAUCAGAUAACCUCUCUAUCAGAUGUCUGAUGACCUGGCAGACUUAACAUUCAACAAUUUAUUUGAAGGUGUGACAGAUUCUCUGAGAUUGGAUGCAAUAUGUCCUAGAGCGACCAUGUCUGUGUAUGUUCCAACCAUCAAACCUUCCAGAAACUAGCAAAUAUGGACUGAAAGGAUGAAACCUUUAUUUAUUUGUAGGCUACGAAAAAGAAACCUAUUCAGUGUGUUAAUAAAGAUUGAAAACCCUU